This is a messenger RNA of Ficedula albicollis (Collared flycatcher), 1104 nucleotides long. It is a transcript of the gene NGFR, whose product is annotated as nerve growth factor receptor. Gene Ontology annotation, cellular component: plasma membrane; cell surface. Gene Ontology annotation, molecular function: nerve growth factor binding; death receptor activity; coreceptor activity. The annotation marks the transcript as partial. The record is from RefSeq and is a predicted model, not a curated record. Gene Ontology annotation, biological process: Rho protein signal transduction. The transcript has 5 exons. NCBI's taxonomy places the organism in Eukaryota, Metazoa, Chordata, Aves, Passeriformes, Muscicapidae.
AUGGCUUUAAAAGGGGGAGGGGGUUUAGCUGCCCCUGUCCCCUUUGUCACGCCGCCCCAGGUGGCAGCUGUCACCUCCCCGGCUCUGCUCUGCCCUCAGGGACCCGCCGGGGGCUCCAAGGACGAUUGUGCCACCAACCUGUUCACGGCCAGCGGCGAGUGCUGCCGCGCCUGCAACGUGGGCGAGGGCGUGGUGCAGCCCUGCGGGGUCAACCAGACCGUGUGCGAGCCCUGCCUGGACAGCGUCACCUUCUCGGACACGGUGAGCGCCACGGAGCCGUGCCGGCCGUGCACGCAGUGCGGGGGGCUGCAGAGCAUGUCGGCGCCCUGCGUGGAGUCGGACGACGCCGUCUGCGUCUGCACCUACGGCUACUUCCAGGACGAGCGCAGCGGGAGCUGCCGGCAGUGCCGCGUCUGCGAGGUCGGCUUCGGGCUGAUGUUCUCGUGCAAGGGCUCGCAGGACACGGUGUGCGAGGAGUGUCCGCCCGGCACCUUCUCCAGCGAGGCCAACUUCGUGGAUCCCUGCCUGCCCUGCAGCAGCUGCGAGGAGAACGAGGUGCUGGUGCGCGAGUGCACGGCCACGGCGGACGCCGAGUGCCGCGCCCCCAAACCCGACGGGAGCCCCUACGCGGCUCUGCCGGCCAGCAAGCAGGAGGAGGUGGCCAAGCUGCUGGGCAGCUCAGCGCAGGACUCGUGGCGGCAGCUGGCGGGCGAGCUGGGCUACCAGGAGGAGCUGAUCGCCUCCUUCACGCGGGACACCCCAGGGCACACAGGGAUGGACAGGAACACCCUGGGGAUGGACAGUGACACCCCGGAGAUGGACAGGCACACCCCAGGGAUGGACACCCCCAAACCCGACGGGAGCCCCUACGCGGCUCUGCCGGCCAGCAAGCAGGAGGAGGUGGCCAAGCUGCUGGGCAGCUCAGCGCAGGACUCGUGGCGGCAGCUGGCGGGCGAGCUGGGCUACCAGGAGGAGCUGAUCGCCUCCUUCACGCGGGAGGAGUCGCCGGCCCGGGCUCUGCUGUCGCACUGGGGGCGCCGCGACUCGGCCACGCUGGAGGCGCUGGUGGCCGCCCUGCGCCGCGCGCAGCGGGGCGACAUCGCC